CCAAUUGUAACUUUGACAAUGGAGAUACCUGCGAUUAUCAAAAUGGUGCUGGACAGUUUUAUUGGACGAUUAACAGUGGAUCAACACGCAGUAGUGGGACCGGACCAAGCUCUGACGCCAGCGGCAUAGGUAAACUGUUAAAUAAAAUUUAGGUCCUAGAAACAGUGAAAUAUAUGAUUAUGUUUACGAUGAGGUUUUUUAGCAUUAGCUUUGGACAUUUACGAUAAAUAACAAUCAGGUUUGAGUGGGAUCUUAAAAAUAACUUAUUCGAUAGUUAACACUAAAAAUAAGAUGGAUUGUUUAUUGACCGUCUGUCAACUGUCAGACGGUCAAUAAUCUGCCGAAAUUUAACUGCCUGCGUUUUGCUCGUCCUAUCCGAAAUAGACAAGAAAACUUAAACCUUUUUGUGUAAAGGAUCCUCAUCUGCAAUAAGUUCACAUUUCUUUUUCUUUUUGUAAGUAACUUGGAAAAAACAUCUGCUGGAUAUUGAAGCCUACUGCCUACACAGGACGCCAUGCAGAUAGUGUCCGAAAAGUAUCAAUUCUAGAUAUGCACGGUACUCACGCUCACGUUGCAAGAUGCUUACCUCUGAAAAAAUGGGCAACAUAGCUGGAUAUUUAAUAAGAGCAACUUUGUCACAUUACAAUUAAUAUUGUUUUGGUCAAUCAAAUUUUUUUCCAAAUUUUUUAAGGUUUUUAUCUGUUCAUCGAAACUUCAAGUCCACGACAGUUUGGCGAUAAUGCUACAAUUCUGACACCUUACUUGAACGGCCCACAAUGCAUGAUAUUUUCUUACCAUAUGUACGGUAGUGCUAUCGGUUACCUGAAUAUCUAUGCGAAUGAGCAAAUGAUAUUUUCAAAAUCGGGAAAUCAAGGAAACCAAUGGGUCGGUGUGAAAACACCAAUCUUACAAAGUGGAAAAUAUAUGGUGAGUAAAGAAAGCGGCAUUUCAAAUGCACUAAAAAUAGCAUAAUAUUUUAGGCAAAAACCAUUUUUUUUUUCAAAACGAGAAGGAAGAGGGCCCUGAGGAAACUUCGUUACAAACCUUGCGCAUUCCUUUCUGUGCCUGAAUACAAAAUAGCUUUUCAACUAACCCGAAGGGAUAACGUCGUCAGAGUAAAAAUGAAAAUGAUUAUCCAAUUUCUUGUUUAAAUAUUUAAGGUUAAAUUUGAAGGAGUGCGCGGUCAUAGUUACGAAGGGGAUAUUGCAAUCGAUGCUAUCAGCUUCACUCCAGGAAAUUGCUCAUUCCAAACACCAAAACCAUCAACACCUCGACCAACAACCCUUCCAACAGGAACAACAAACCCUACGACACGAGCAGGUACAGUAGUGGUUUAAUAACUUAACAUCAGUUUUUUUGUUAAUACAUGCAACCAAGUCAUUAUAUAGUAAUGAUGAUAUCAUGUUCGGGUUGUGUUCCACUGCCCUUUCAUCAUCCAAGGCCUGUAUACGGACUUCCUGAGCUUUCCUUGAAGGGCGCUACAAUGUCUUUACUUAUGUGCUUUAUCGCCGUUUUUAAACUGUGAAAUGCAGUGAGCGUGCGCAUAAAGGCUUAGGCAUAAUGUGUAGUAUAUAUAGUUCUGUAGUGUCCCACAUCCACCACACUGUCUUCUAUAGUAUAUAUAUUCUUGGUAUGUGGAAGCUCAUCAUCGGUGCACUGUGCUGAUGAGCCCCAAAAAGGGCGAAACAGCUGUUCACAGUUGCCGUUGUUUGAGCUUUCCUUGAACGGCGCUACAAUGUCUUUACUUAUGUGCUUUAUCGCCGUUUUUAAACUGUGAAACGCAGUGAGCGUGCGCAUAAACGCGUAGGCAUAAUGUGUAGUAUAUAAAGUUCUGUAGUGUCCCACAUCCACCACACUGUCUUCUAUAGUAUAUAUAUAUUCUUGGUAUGUGGAAGCUCAUCAUUGGUGCACUGUGCUGAUGAGUCCCAAAAAGGGCGAAACAGCUGUCUACAGUUGCCGUUGUUUGAGCUUUCCUUGAAGGGCGCUACAAUGUCUUUACUUAUGUGCUUUAUCGCCGUUUUUAAACUGUGAAAUGCAGUGAGCGUGCGCGUAAAGGCUUAGGCAUAAUGUGUAGUAUAUAUAUAUAUAUAUAUAUAUAUAUAUAUAUAUAUAUAUAUAUAUAUAUAUAUAUAUAUAUAUAUAUAUAUAUAUAUACAGGGUGUAUCAAAAUAAGCGCAAUUCAUCUUUUGUGCUUAAUAACUUUCGAAAUACUAUUUCUAGUUAAACGCUUUUAGGCUUACUUCAAAGCCUGUUCUUUUCUCUUUCAAACAAACCAUUAUCCUUGUCUCCAAUGCUAGUAAUAAUUGCACAGGAAAAGAUUUAGUAAAACCUAUCAUUUUUAGUUGCUGUUUAAUUAUGCAAGUUUACUAUGUUAUUGUUUAGUCGGUUUAAAUGUUAGAAUUUUCUUCUUUAAACUUUAAUGUUGUCGUCACUACAUCUGGAAAACCACGUAAGAACAAAUUAAAAGUAUUUUAAAAGAGACCACGUUGUUUGAAAAUCCUAAAUGAAUGCUAAAAAUCGUCAAAACAUUCUGGUGUCUGAGCCAUGCAGAGUGUCAUCGAAUUGCGAUGUAAUGAAAACAGAAAUUAUAGCAAGUUGAUGUCAGUCAGCUUAUAGAUGGUCCAAGCCAAAAUUAUAUCGCAUUUGAAGUUUCAAACUGAGUUAAAAAUAGUGGAAGAAAAGCCGUAAUUAUACUUAUUGUUACAAUCCAUUUAAUAAAAUGCAACAUUUUUUUGUUUUAAUGAAAAAAUCAGUUAUUUUCAUUAGAACGAUUUGUUAAUCCAUCUCAAUUUUUUAAUCUGCAAUCGCAAUAACGUAAAGUAUUAUUACCCGCGAACCAAUGUUUCAAAUUUAAGAAACAACCCACUGUUAGAAAGCUGAAUGGCUACGCUUUAAUGAAUGUAAACUUUAACGUUUUCGUCUAUUAUUUGUUUAGCAAUUUACAUUUCAGUCGAGGAUUGCGCUUUUUUUGAUACACCCUGUAUAUAUGUUUAAAGAUUUGUAAUCCAGGCAUAUUAUAAUUAUAUAUAUAUAUAUAUAUCUUAUAAUUAUAUAAACUGCAGUUUUGAUGGUGCGGAAACAUGCGAGCUAGUUGGUUUAUUCCUACUAUCCAAACUUCCUCCAGAAUAUCGAAAUGAUAUUGGUCUCUACAGAGACGAUGGCCUUGCAGCGUUUGACAAACAAUCGAGAGCAAUAGAAAAUAUCAAGAAGCAAAUUUGCAGAACUUUUAAUGAACAUAAUUUAAAGAUUACAAUGGAAGCUAACAAAAAAUGUGUCAAUUACCUAGAUGUCACAUUUGACCUAAGAAAUUCCUCGUUUAAACCGUACAUGAAACCGGGAAAUACGCUUCAAUAUGUCCAUCGUCAGAGUAAUCACCCACCCGCAGUUUUAAAGGCAAUUCCUGAUGCAAUUAACAAUCGAUUGUCCAACAUCUCGUCUGACGAACAAGCAUUUAAUUCAGCUUGUCAUCCAUACCAAGAUGCUUUACAUAAGAGUGGUUACAACCACAAGUUAAAAUACAAUCCCCAGCAUGCAAAGACAAAACGCACUAGAAACAGAAACGUUAUAUGGUUUAAUCCAACUUACAACUCUAAUGUCAAAACGAAUAUCGGACACAAAUUCCUCCAAGCAAUUGAUGAUUGCUUCCCUAAAAACAAUCCUCUCCAUAAAAUAUUUAACAGAAAUACCUUGAAGCUGAGUUACAGUUGCAUGCCCAACAUUCGUAAUAUAAUUUCUGGGCACAAUAAAUCUGUAGUAAAUAAGCUCACCUCAACAGAUGCGUCAACAUGCAGCACGAAACCAAGACAAUGCAAUUGCAGGAAUAAGUCCUCGUGUCCACUGCCCGCGGUAAAUGUAUAACAUCCAGCGUAGUAUACCAAGCAACGGUUGUUAGGAACGAUACGAAUCAAAAGGAAUCGUAUGUUGCACAUACUGAAGGACAGUUCAAAUCCAGAUAUUAUUGCCACACUAGCUCAUUCAGAUUAAGCAAAUAUAGAAAUGCCACAGAGCUGAGCAAAUACAUCUGGCAACUUAAAGGGUAGAAGGUGAAGUACUCCAUCAACUGGCGUAUUAUAUUAAGCAAUGCAAGAGCUACAACAACACAACGAAACGCUGCAGUCUUUGUACACAUGAAAAAUUCAUCAUAAUCCACCACCCUGAACUUUGUUCUUUAAAUUCAAGAAGUGAACUUUUGUCGAAAUGCAGACAUAGAAACAAAUUUCUCUUAAGCAAUAUACACUACUUAAUAUAAUCUGUAUAUAUAUGCAUGUAAUCUAUACGUAAUUUAAUACUUGAACAUUCCGUUUACAUCAAACAUGUAUAUAGUAUAUAUAACCUUGGCAACAACAUAGCGCGACAUUUAAAUUCACCUGAUGAGUGUGGCAAGCAUUGCUUGUCAUACAGUACGAAACAAGUUUGUAGUGAAUAAAUCUUAUGAAGUAAACCAGGUUUAUUUUAUCUUUAUAUAUAUAUAUAUAUAUAUAUAUAUAUAUAUAUAUAUAUAUAUAUAUAUAUAUAUAUAUAUAUAUAUAUAUAUAUUUACAUUAUUUACGUUGUACCAAAUUAUAUGUGUGCACAUGUUUUGUAUUUUCCACAAACCAAAACAUAGACUGUAUUAUCGCAAUGAAACUUACAAAUAACUAAUUUAUUUCCAGUUGUUUUGCUGGUAAUUGGUUUUAGCAACCCAUUGAGCAUGGCAGUCGUUGAAGGAAGUAAUGUUGUUCUUACUAUUGAGGUCACUGGACAACUCACAACUCAAAUUUCUGCUACGUAAGUGGAAUAACUUUUUUCCUCUUUUCCUAAGAUUAUUGUUUGUACUGUGAUACACAAAUUCCUCAAAAUGUAUUCAAGAGCAAAGGACAAAAAGUUCUUUUGGACAAAUUUGCUAGACAGGGGCGCAUCCGUGCAGGUCUUAAGCUGGCAGAUGCCCAAGAGCUUGCAUUUGUAGGGUGGGGGGGAGCGAGGAUGUUCUCCUCCGGGAAAUUUUGAAAUCUAGAACCUGGGAAAUGCAAUUCAUACAUCAGAGUCACAAAAUUAUUUGUUGCAUUUUUGGAAAGACAUGCAAAAAGACUUGAAUCUAUAUUGCAAAACAACAUAAUUUCUCCAUAUAAGAAAAAAAACAUUUGCUCCUACAAGUGUAAUAGCAGCAUUGGCAAUAAGUCUCUAUGCCAGUCCGUAUUGUUCUUCUUGUGGCCUUGACAUUUCUAUUGAAAAACAUUUCGGCAGAAAAUCACGAACUGUAACUACACACAUACUGUACUGUGUAACAAAGAUGUAUACAGUGUGCUACACUAGUUGCAUUGCUGGACUAACAGGACAGUGUUAUUAUGUUGUUUAGAAACCACUUUCCCCUAUUAAUUUCCAGUUGUUUUCCCAUGUUCCAUGAGAAAGAUUUUCUAGCAUUAGAAUUUAAAGUAAAAUAAAAUAAAAUAUCAUGCAUAAAGGUAUUUUGUGCUUUAGUGGGUAACUUAUUUAUAUAAAACUCUGUCUUAUGCUGCUAAUCUGUGUCUGGCAUCAGUUGUUUAAUAUCAUUCACCCGUAGCUGCCUUUGACAUGAACCGCAUGGUGAAUUAUAGCCCACAUGAUUGAUUUAAUGAACUAUCUUAGUUGGAUUUUUUUUAUUAACUUUACAAUCAUAUUAUAUAAAAAAAUACACAUACAGCUAUGAUUGAAGGAUUGGACAACAGAACAAGCAUCCCAUACUAAGUCCACCCAUCUAACACUAAAACACGACAUACUACGGACUGCAAACUGGACAACGUAAAUACUGAUUUUACAGGCUUUUAUACUAUAUAAAACAUGCAAGAAUAAAUACACAACUAUACUACUCUAAAAUUAUUUGUGCCGUUCAGUUUUGACCCCCCCCCCUCCCCAACACCACCACCACCACCACCUCUAGUUAGAACCAUGAACCACUUACAUGCAGGUUCUUACCAAUAUCUUGAAGUACUUCCAGUAAUUGGGUUAUGCAUGAUCUGUUUGGACGGAAACCGUGUUGAAGAUCGUGGAGCGAUGGUUUGAUGAAUUCAUAAACUUGCCUGUGGACUAUAAGCUCGAGAACUUUACAGAUUAUACAGAGAAGUGAAAUCGGACGAUAGUUAUUGAUUUCACUUGUAUCAUAUUUCUUUGGUACUGGAAUGUUUGCACGUUUCCACUCGCUAGGAACUUUGCCGUGGGCAAGCGACAUUGCGAAAAGUUCAGUUAAAGAUGGCGCCAGUUGUUUCGCACAUACUCUCAAUGUCGCUGAUAUUCCAUCAGGACCAGUGGCUUUGGUGGUACAAAGACCAGGCAACAAAGAGCAAACCUCUUCAACAGGAAUUGUUAUAGACUCCAGACCAACGGCAUCCGUGCUGUACACAGGUGGUAGAUCUGUCGCCGAGGUAGAUGGUGUAUUCGGUCGAAACACGGAUGCGAAGUAGGAAUUGAAUGCGUCAGCUUUUGCUUGCGAUAACGAGAAACGCGAAUCGCCCAGUGCCAUUGUGUCGGGAAAGGUAGACUUGUUGGAUUUGUAUUUAAAGAAACGCCAAAAUUCUUUUGAGUUAUCUCCCACAGACUCGGCAAGUCCUUGAAUGUACUCGCGAUUCUUCUUACGUAUUUCGGAUUUAAUUUUUCUCCUCAAGUCACGAAACCUCUCCCACAAUUCUGGGGAAUUUGACUUUUUUGCUUUCUUUCUGAAAGUUUCGUUUUUCCGAAUUUCAUGCACGAGAUCGCUUGUAACAUAGGGUGGAGAACCUUUCGAUUUUGUUGUAAAUUUCGGAAUGUAAGUAUCAACGGCGGUAACAACCGUGUCUUUCCAUUUCAUCCAGGCGAUGUCAACAUCAUUUUCGCUUGAUACGAUGUAACUUAAAUUUAACAGGUUCAAGGCCUCACGCGGACCGUUAAAAUCUCCUUUCUUGUAGUUGUACAUCGUACGUUUUGUUUGUUGUUUCGUUUUUAUUGUAAUAUGCACGCCAAAUGUAAUGGCUCUGCGAUCUGAUUUUACGCACGUUGAAGAGUCAUCAACAACUUUGAUAUUGUUAAUAAUUUGUUCAUCAUUGACAAAUAGCAAGUCAAUCGUGUUCUUACAACGAGUAUGAGAAGUAAUCAUUUGUAAAAGCCGGCUUCAUUAAUUGAAUCGAUGAAAUUAAUGUCCGAUGAAAUGUCCGAAAAUCCCGAGCCGUCUAACCAAUUAAUGGAAGGAAAAUUGAAGUCUCCAAUUAAAAUUAAAUCUUUGAUCAAGUACUUGAAAAAUUCCUUCAAUUGCUGAAUAAAUUCUGGUCCAGCAUCAGGUGGACGAUAGCAAACGGACACAAGAAUAUUUUUGUUCAUGGUCUUGAUGAAAACACUUGUGAGUUCUAAUCCCACUAUGGUAAUGUGGUAUGUGGUAAUGUGGUAUUUCAACUGGUAUGUUUUCUUUAACAGCAAGUAGUACACCUCCUCCUCUUUUUCCAAAAUCUCUAUCUUUGCGGUAGAUAAUAUAGCCGUGCGGUAAAUUGUUUGUCAAAUGACCUGCCAAACUGUACAAUGGUAAACAUGACAUAAUUGAAUCAUGUCUUCUAUUAUUUUGUCCCUUUUGCCUGCCUUUCAACUAAUAAUAAUACAGUACUCUUUUGAGAUUUUGUCGAUGUAGAAGGGCUGCAAAGUAGUAGUAUAUUGAUCAACAAUUUCCCUAUGUUAUUAUAUAAAUGCAUAUCUUUGUCAAAUAUAUCCAUACAUUUAUCAAUGUAAUCCUCAGGAUGCCAUGCUGGCUAUCCAAAACAUAGUAUUGGGACAAUUAGCAAUACAAAUAUAUAAUUUUAUUAAUUAUAUUUUCCAAACUAUACCAUUUUUGUGAGCAAAUUUCAUAAUUAUAACCUAUAUACACCAGUUAGUGCAGUAUAUACAGUAUUUAUACCGUACAUCAUUUUAUCAUUCUGAGAUUAAAAUCUAUCAAGAGAAUGUCAUAUGCAUAACUUAUAUCAAAAUAUAUUUGCACAGACAAAGUAUAUAAACACUCAACUAUGGUAGGCGAACAAGCCCAUGUAAUCAUCUUUGUUUGCAAAUUAUCCAGUGUACAGUAAUUGCCCAAUAACUCAGGCAAUGCAAAGCAAGUGCCCCGUCACGAGGCUACCAGCUCAUUUCCAUAUAUAUAAAAUGAAAAUGAAAGGUAAUAGGAGAUACGACUGGAACUUGCAACUUGAACCAAUUACCUUUCAUGUCAACUCCCCCUUAGUCACCUAAGUUCUAACCAACAUUGCAUCACUAUUAGAAAUCUGAGUAACCUGCACAUUCAGAGCCUGAUGCAAUUAGUUUCAUUUUUGUUAUCCAGUCAAACAUGUGCGAGGAGAAAUGUCAAUUUCACAUAAUAACAACAAGCUAAAUAUAGUUACAAUCACCAAAAAUAUAUCAUCAUUUAAAUUAUAAAAACAAUUAUCCAAACAAUAUAUUAAAUACGGCAUGAAUACUCAUGCUAGAAAUAGCCAAUCAGAAUUACAACCAUAAAAGCAGUUGUAGGACACAGACAUUUAAUAACAUGUGUAUCAGAUCUACAUUUUUCUUUAUUCGAGAAGAGAAACUGCACUUACUUUAGAGCCCUGGCUCAGUUCGAGUUUCACAUAGACUGAUAGACUACAUAGUGGCCAUUUUAGAGUAUAAAUAUUCUUCAAUUCGUCAUGUAAUCGGUUGAAAGAUUAGAUUCAUUUCAAUUUUCAAGCCUUGGAAUCGGUUCGACUGUAAAUUAUUUGUUCUCCGUCAAUUUCGAGGGAUAUAUCUUCGAAAAGGAUCGGACUAAACAUUUAUUUGUCAUAUCAUAUAUUUAUUUCCAUAUCUUUGCCGCCAUGGCUUGAAUCGUGUGUCUCGUUACGUCACAGUUGAUUUGAUUUUUCAAUUUGCAUCAGUGGACCGAUACGUGCGCCCGCAAUCUGCAUGCGAGGCAUCGCUCAUCGGACAAAUCUACCGUGACGUAGGGCUCUUAAGGAAUAGAUUUGAUGAUGUCACAGUAGAUUUCACGCGGAAAAGGACUCGGGACCGAUGCAUUCACUGACGCAAAAUGAUGCAAACCAAAUCUACCGUGACGUAGGUGAUGCAUUGGCUUCUACUGUGACGUCAAAGGAAGCCGUAAAAAAUAACAUAUUUUGUCGCAAAAUUAUUGACGCUUAUAAGUAUCGCAAAAUAAAGUAAAUAACAGAAAGUAUACAUUUGCGAUCGCGCGUCGCAUAUUGGAAUUAUUUUGACAAUUUCGACUGUGAUUGACACUAUUUAAAUUGGAUUUCAUCCUAAUCAGUGUAUUCUUUCCAUAGAUUUAAUUUUAAGCAAAGAUUUGCGGUUUGAUAGGAGAUAUUCUAUUACUGAGUGCUUGACUAUUGACGACACCAUAACAUGUCUCUAUAUUAUUUCAAGCAACAUGAUUUCUCAAUUUUGACCGAUGCAUUCGCAUCAUUGGCAUCGGCCUGGAUCUGCCCCUGUCGCUGGAACUGAUCAGCGUAGCACGCACUCUGUUCUCGUGUGUAUCCCUUGUAACUUGAGUGAUGACGUAGUUGAAUAAUGUGUGGUUCUAUCGCGGUAGAAUAAUAUAGAGUUCUAGAGUUUAUGUAGUUUUUCGGUCGGUAAUUCCGUGUGAUUGCGAGUUCCUCUUCCCAAAUAUUUAAGGGAAAACCUGCCCUAACAAAGUUAAAGAUGGGAAAUUACCUUUCAUGCACUUUAUGUCGAAGCCGAAAUGUGCUUUACUCAAACGAAAAUGCGAAAAAAACGCAAAUAUUUCGUUGACUCAAACAUCGACAAAGCUGGUUUGCAUAAAAUGGUUAUAGGAGAAACUAAAUUUACGGACACCCCACAAUAUGCUACAUGUUUUGUUUAAUUUAAAUUUUCAUGCAUAUUAAAAUAUUACUAUCAUUAGAAGUCAGAAAAUAUACGUACGAACAGGGGCGGAUCCAGACCGAUGGCAACGAUGCGAAUGCAUCUGUCAAAAUUGAGAAAUCCUGUUGCUUGAAAUAAUAUAUAGACAUAUUAUGCUGUCGUCAAUACUUGGUCAAGCACUCAGUAAUAGAAUAUCUUUGAAUCUCUCCAGCUAUCAAACCGCAAAUAUUUGCUUAAACUUGACUCCAUGUCAGGAAUACACUAUUUAGGACGAAAUCCAUUUUAAAUAGUCUCAAUAACAGUCGAAAUUAUCAAAAUAAGUCCAAUAUGCGACGUGCGAUCGCAAAUGUGUACUUUCUGUUAUUUACUUUUUAUUUUGUGACACUUAAGCGUCAGUAAUUUCGCGACAAAAUAUUUUUUUACCACAUCCUUUGACCAUAUAACUAUGCUUUGACGUCACAGUAGAAAGCUGAUGCAUCACCUACGUCAUGGUAGAUUUGGUUUGCAUCGAUUUUCAGCCAUUUUGCAUCAGUGAAUGCAUCGGUCUCGAGUCCUUUUCCGCGUGAAAUCUACUGUGACAUCAUUAAAUCUAUUGUUUUAGAGUCGUACGUCACGGUAGAUUUGUCCGCUGAGCGAUGCAUCGCAUGCAGAUUGCGGGCACUCGCGUCGGUCCACGGCGGCAAGGAUAUGCAAACACUAUAUGCAAAUGAGACAAAUAAUGCGAAGAAAUGGCCGUCGAAAUUGACGGAGAAAACGGAGAACAAAUCAUUUACAGUCGAAUUAAUAACCAAGGCUUGAAAUGAAUCUAAUCUUUCAACUGAGUACAAGAAUUAAAGUAUAUUUAUACUAUGAGAUGCCCACCAUGUGAAACUCGAACUGCAUGAGGGCUCUAAAGUAAGUGAAAUUUAUCUGUAUUUUGCAUUGUAGUUCAUUGCUCAGUUCAAGAAGUGUAUAAAGUGGAAAAUGGGCUCCACAGUUAAUGCAGAUUUGUACGUAUUAACAUAAUAAUUAAAGUUUCUGUCUAUUUAAUACUGUUGCUUAUACCUUGCAGCAAGGGGGGGGGGAUGAGGUUGUUUGACAUUUUACAGUCUUUACAGAGGUUUGCUUGUCUGGAGGCAAACCAGCCCCAAUACCAAACUUGACAGCUUGCUUUACUGAGGCAAAUUUCAUCUCUGUUUACAUGGAAUUGUAACUUGUGCCCAGACCUUAAUUUUUCUCACAGCUGGUAGGCAAAGAAAAAUGAAGAUCUGAUACACAUGUUAGUAAACAUUUGUGUCCUACAACUGCCUUUAUGGUUGUAACUCUGAUUGGCUAUUUCUAGCAUGAGUAUUCAUGCCAUAUUUAAUGUAUUUUUUUGAUAUUUUUGUUAAUGCUAUAUAUAAUUAAAUAAUUAUAGAUUUAGUGAUUGUAACUAAGUUAUCUAUACUUAGCUUGUUGUUAAAUUAUGUGAAAUUGACAUUUCUCCUGGCACAUUGUGAUUGGAUACCGGUACUAAAAAUAAAACUAUGAUGUGGGUUAAGACUUGCACCAGGCUCUGUAUGUAAUUACAGUGCAUAAUAAUAUUGCAGGUUAAUUAAUGAGAUUUCUAAUAGUGAUGCAAUAUUGGUUAGAAGACUAAGCGGAAGUUUACAUUGAAAGGUAAUUGGUUCAAGUUGCAAGUUCCAGUGGUAUAUCCUAUUACAUUUCGUUUUCAUUUUAUAUGGAAAUGAGUUGGCAUGCCUCGUGACAAGAGUCUAAUUACUUCGCAUUGCCUGAGUUAUCUGAGUUAUAUAGAUGAUUACCUGGGCUUGCUCGACUACCAUAGUUGAGUAUAUAUGCUUUGUUUGUGCAAAUAUUAUUUGCUAUAAGCUGUAUAUGUAUUCUCCUGACAGAUUUUAAUCUUAGAAUGAUAAAAUAAUGGACGGUAGGCCUAUAAAUACUGUAAAUAACUGUAACUGGUGUAUAUAGGUUAUAAUUAUGAAAUUUGCUCAUGACAAAAGUGGGAUAGUUUGGAAAAUAUAUUUAAUUAAAUUAUAUAUUUGUAGUUCUAAUUGUCCCAAUACUAUGUUUUGGAUAGCCAGCAUGGCACCCUGAGGAUUACCAUUGAUAAGUGUAUGGAUAUAUUUGACAAAGAUGUGUAUUUAUAUAUUCCUCAAUACUACUGUGCAGCCUUUCUACAUUGACAACAUAUCUUAAAAGAAUACUAUAUUAAUAUUAGUUAAAAGGCAGGCAAAAGGGAACAGAUAGAAGACAUGAUUGAAUUAGGUCAUGAUAUAUUGUUUAUCAUUGUACAGUUUCCAACAAAGAUAGUUCAUUAAAUCAAUUUACACACAGUCUCUAUUGAUUUAAAAUUUGUAGUUGUGUGUACCUUGUUAUACUUAUAGAAUUAUAAACCCAUGCAGUGCUUGUUGUGUGUUAGUUUACUGGUUUCCUGGUCACAGGGCAAUUAAUAUUCUCAGUUUUCAGAGUGUGGGCUAUUCACUAUGCAGUUCACGUCAACGGCAGCUAGGGGCGAAUGAAAUUGACCAACUGAUGUCAACCACACAGUCCAUACAGAGUAAGAUUAGCAGCAUAAGACAGAAUUGUAUAUUAAUAAGUUUACCCACUAGAGCACAAAAUACCUUUAUGCACCAUUCUAAUGCUAGAAGGUUUUACUCAUGGAGCAUUGGAAAUUAGUGGAAAUUAAUAAGGGAAGGUGGUUAAAAAACAACACAAUAACACUGCCUUCUGAGUCCAGCAAUGCUACUAGUGGAUCAUACUGUAUACCUUUGUUACACGUAUGUAUGUAUUUGCGUUGUCGUGAUUGUUUGCCGAAAUGUUGUUCAAUAGAAAAGUUAAGGCUACAAGAAGCACAGUACUGACUAUUUUUCAAUAGAGACUUAUCUACCACGGCUACUAUAACACUUGUACAAGCGAAUAUUUUUUCUUAUAUGGAGAAAUUAUGUUGUUUUUGCAAUAUAGGUUCAAGUUUUUACGUGCUUUCCAAAAAUGCAGAAAAUAAAUUUUUGACUAUGAUGUAUGAAUUGGAACAAAAGAGUUCGCCCAGAACGCAGGAAAUCGCAUUUCCGGGGUCCUAGGCCCCCUACAGAUGCGAGGUCUUAGGCAUCAGUCAGAUUAGGAACUGGAUCCGCCCCCGCGUGAAUAGAAACAUAACAACACAAUAACCUCAGGAAUAAAAGAGGAAACAAAGCUUCCGAUCCAAGAGCUGUUUAGAACUGAAUUGAUUCCCCCUCUGCUUUCACAUUUUAUUUAGGGCCACUGUUUCACCUGCAAGUGCCAGUGAUGCAGAUUUCAAUGUACUUUCAUCAACUGAACUAAGUUUUCGUCCUGGUGUUACUAAGGAUACAAUUGCCAUAGCAACCGAGGAUGAUUCGAUAACAGAAGAUGAGGAGGUAUUUGUUGUCACUCUAUCAACUACCAAUCCAAGUGUGCAAAUUGACAAAGCUAAGGGAGUAACAACUGUUACUAUUAAAGACAACGAUGGUAAGUACAUUCCAGAGGCCACAUUCGUAUCACGACUUAUGUCUAUGUAUCACAGAUAAAUUCUUUAUUACAUCAAUUUAAGAAGUAUAUUGAGGCUCUAUGAGUGUUUGAAUAUUUUAUUUAAGACUGAUUGGGAUUAAGUACCACGCAAAAUUUACCAUCGCCAAAUUCUAAUAUCCAUCUUUGUUUAAAUUGAGUUUCUAAAUCAUAUUUAAAUUCUAAAUGCUAAAAGUGUGCAUGGAAAAUUUUUUUAUAGCUACUCCGGGACAGUAUAUUACUGGCUUUAACCUGGGGCGAGUUAAACCAUGUGUAGUUGAUUUAAAACAAAUUCAUUUGAUAAAAAGCGAGUUGAGACGAUCUCAGUUUAAAUUGGGGAAUUCCUAUGCCAUUAAUUUAAAUCAAGUUAAGUUCUAACACAAGGCAAUUUUAUAUAUCAAACUUCAAGUUAAAAAUUUAUUACUUUUCGCUCGUAAAUGAAACGAAGUGAAGUAACUAAUAACCGGAAUUAAAUACAAACAAAUGCAAAUAUGCAGCUACUAAAAAAACCUAUGUUCAUGAUUUUAAUUUUUGAUAGCGCUCCAUCCAACUUCAAGCGAUUCAACGUCUUCAUCAAAUAGUAACACCUGGGUUCUUAUUGGAGCUGUGGCUGCAUCAGUAGUUGUCAUCGUGACGUCAAUAUUCAUUGCUGUUUGUUGUUUCCGCCAAAGAAAUAGGAGAUCAAGAGAGAACGCGAGAGACAUCGGUAAAAUCGAAAACCCUGCCUAUGAAGGUUGCGGACAACGAAGUUUACAACCACCACAAUUAUGCGAUUCUGAAAAUCAUUACGAACAACCAACAGUGUACCCACCACUGACCAGUUCUGCGAAUGUUACCAUUGAUGCGCAUUACCAAAGUUUGCAUUUGGAUGAGGAUUGUUACGAGAGAGUGGACUUUUAAAGCUUUGCACAUUACUUGAGAUUUUCGAAUUGCAAUAACAGUUUCAUAGUUUUGUUAAUUUCUGCAUUUCUAUAUUUUAAUCAAUAUUUUAAUCACGUUUGUUAAGUAGUUACUGUAUGUACUUCGUUACAACCAAACUAUUCUAAAAAAACUAAAUAUUUUUAAUAAGUAAUGCCUCUAUAACAGACAUUUCCAUAUUUCUUCACCUAUAUAUAUUCACCUAUAAUAUGUAAUAAUUUCAUCAUCUGCAUGUGAUGUUGACCUAAGUUGAGUAAGAUGUCGAUUAAACAGUUUUGAAAAUGAUUGCUGUUUUCAGAGUGCAUGUUGAUAUUUUGUUACGGAACACAUCACUAAAUCGGUAAGAAGUAGCCAGCUAAAUACAUCCGGUGUUCGUAGCACGUUACCUAAUUGUGCAGUGACGUUUUCCAAAUUAAGGAAACUUGACAAGGUGUAUCUUAACAAAUAAGAAAAAUUUUCAGAUACUAGUUUCGAUAAUAGUUUAGCUGUUCGCCCAGGCAUCCAGAAGGGUCUCUAACACUGACAUCAAUGUAUCAGUCUUUUCAUGAGUAUAUCAGCAAAACAUGUUGUUGCCUCAAUUGUUGUUAACUUUAGCUCCACCGGGUAUGAAGGGACUCGACCACUUAAUCAGUUUCACUCUAUGUUGUUGGAAAUAACUUGCUAAACAGUUUUGUAAUUUCAACUUCAACAAAAUAUUAUGUAUCAAUUUGGAAACUAUAUCAAUAAACUGACAAUUUAGGUAGCUUUAGGAACUUUAAUGGGAACACCAUUAUCAAAUCUGGAAGAUUUUGUUAACAUUGUUAUACAUUUUACAGUAUGUGUAAAAAUGCAAUGCAAUUUUGAAUAUUGUACUCGGCUUAAAUUUGGAUAGGUGCAAUUAAAUACCGAUUUUGUAACUGCAAC
Messenger RNA from Paramuricea clavata, 15129 nucleotides. The record is from the annotation of a GenBank genome assembly. Lineage: Eukaryota; Metazoa; Cnidaria; Anthozoa; Malacalcyonacea; Plexauridae.